CAGUACACCGGUAGAUAUUUGACAGCCAGAUAAACACGUGUACAAAAUGUCUAUUGAGAAAUCAACUUUAGAUAUUUCUAUGAAGGAAAUAUCAAAUUUUGAAAUAAGCAGUAUAUUUUCUAUGGAAUCUGACAGUUAUCCUGCUGACGAAGCUGCCAGCUUUGACAUGCUUACAUACAGACACAAAGAGGCUCCUGAUCUAUUUCUAGGUGGAUACAUGCACGGGAAUCUCGUGGGGUUUAUUUGUGCUACCCGAUAUCAUGGAAAAGAAUUGACACAUGAGUCAAUGAACAUGCACAUACCAAAUGGAGAAAGUGUUUGUAUACAUUCUGUUGUUGUUAAAAGAAACCAAAGACGGAAAGGUAUAGCGCUGCAGAUGUUGAAGUUAUUUAUAGAAAAUGUGAAGUCAGAACAGGCGAACGUAACAGGGAUACUUCUCAUCUGCAAAUCGAACCUAAUACCUCUUUACACGAAGGCCGGUUUUGAGCUCGUCGGGAAAUCACAUGUUGUUCAUGGCAAAGAUCCAUGGUAUGAACUCAAAAUUUCAUUAACUUGAGUUUAGCCAGGAGGAACUCUUAAUUAUAGCAAGAAUUGACAUUUAUAAUCAGAGGAUAUACAUGUACAGGGCAGAUGGAUGUAGCGCAUAGACUUACGUGUGAAACGGAUUAUGAAAAUACAUACCGGAAGUGUUUUCUAAGAGGAUUGGAAUUGUGUUUGAAAGCUCUCACUUCCCAUUUUUAUAUCACAUUGGUCUAUAUAUAUGUCAUUCUGUGUGUUAUGGCGCUCCAGGCACAAAACGCAGAAACGCAAAUUGGAAAUAUGACCCUUUUUACCAGAUCUAAAUUCACUACUGACUUUUGUGAACUUAUAUAUGACUUGUGAUAAUUGAAAAAAAUAAAGAAACAUCGAUUCAAAAACCUAAAUUUUACUUUUGAAAACAGAUGCUAUUGCCACAAGACCUUAAUGGUUUUCCGUAUCUCUGGCACCGUUUAAAAUAUCUGAACUUUCAUAAUGAUAGACAAUCUUUGCUCUUCAGCGCACAAAACUUUUUUUAGGCCACUGACUGAAGAAAUUACAUGAAACAUUUACAUACCAUACAUACACUUCCAGCUGACGUAAAACUACCGUAUAAGUUGUCGGCAU
This is a messenger RNA of Ruditapes philippinarum (Manila clam), 1143 nucleotides long. RefSeq lists its product as uncharacterized. The coding region runs from base 47 to 556 and encodes 169 amino acids. The record is from RefSeq and is a predicted model, not a curated record. Gene Ontology annotation, cellular component: cytoplasm. The transcript is spliced from 6 exons. NCBI's taxonomy places the organism in Eukaryota, Metazoa, Mollusca, Bivalvia, Venerida, Veneridae. Gene Ontology annotation, molecular function: aralkylamine N-acetyltransferase activity.